UGUUAUACUUGUUAAUGAUUCUGAAUUGUACUUUGUGCUCGAGUUGCAUCACUCAGUACUCCUCAUUGACCUUGGACUUCACUGCUUGCGUUGCCCUACAGAAAGAAGUGUUUGUGUAAAUGCUGACAGUCUGAUGGAUUAUUACCCACCACCACUUUAUAACAUGGCAGGCCUUUUUGUUGUCUCCCUACACCAUUCAGUUUCCUCUUAAUUCUCUUUCAGGGAUGGAAAUUGAAGAGGAACUCACAAGCCUCCUGCCGACACUAGACAGAGAGAAAAUAAUCUGCAUUGUAGAACAUCUGACGGACGUUAUUGGUGUACAACAAAAAAGUGAUCUUUUGUUUGUGGAGGCGGAAGAUCUCAAACCCUUUCCCACACCAAUUCAAAUACGUAAACUACUUCUUGCAUUUAAAGAUGGCAACAGACCAGAGAACCUGAAUGACACCAUUACUCUGGAGCUUUGCCCUGCUGCAUCAGCUGAAACAUCAAGCCAUCCACCUCACCCCUCCUCCUCCACGUCCACCACUAUGUACAACCAUUACUCCAGCUCUUGGGUCUCACACUUACAGAUUCCUUGGGAAAGAUUUCCACUCCGACUGUCGCAUGCAAUCACAAGAGGGGACAGAGCUCAUCCAGAGGACAGGAGAUGUAUGGUUAGAAUUGUUGUGGAGGCCAUGCAAGUUCACUGCAGGAACCCUAAACGUGCAUCUUGUGAAGAGGUUGCUAAAAUCAUUGUAAACAGAUACCCUCAAACAUUUGCAGAUUUUACUGAAAAGGGAGAAAGACUGGGUUGUGGACAUUAUUCACUACUAAGAAGCAUCAAAUCUAGAGUUGAACAUGUUAAUCGAGAUAAUACAACACAUAGACUUCGUCAAACAAAGAGAACCAGGAAUGAGGAAGACUGAAGUCCCAACAGUAAUGCAACCCACCUAAAAAAAGGUAGAUGCCUUGUUGAUAGCUAUGGUUGUAUAAAUUGGCAGCCAGUUGAACUUCCUGAGGGGGAAACACCAGCUUCUUUAGAGGAAAAGAAGCACAUCUUGUUAACAAUUUUUAAUUCAGAAGGACCUGGAGCUGUGGAGAGACCUGAUGUGGAUGACUUCAUGUGCCUCACAUAUAUUUCUCAGCGGCAGCUUAUCAACAGUUGUCCCUCACUUUCAGUAGCUGAAAUUCAGGAGCAGUGGCCAUUCUUGUUUACUCAGAAAGGUCUUUCGAACCACUUUUACAAACUCACAGGCACUGAUAUCAGUGAGCGCUUAAGUCAGGCCCUCAUAACCAAAGGCAGAAGGAUUAUUAACUAUUUCUCCAGCCAGAAGCUCAAAUGGAACCUUGGUAUAAGGACACUCAUCCAGCAGAUAGAAAGUGAGGGAGUUUUGACAAACAACAAGGUUGGCACAGCAGCCAUACUUCUCAUGAUGAAGUAUUACAAGGAAGAUGAAGACUCCCUCUUUGUCUUAGCAGAUGAAACAUCUACCAGGAUGUCCCCUGAAGCAGAGAGCAACCUGCCAAUCACUCCAAGGCUGAUCACGGCCUUUUAUGUUCCAAACAUGUUCCAAACACCAAAAAAAGUCCAAGAAAAGGCCGUGGGUGGCAACGGGAGGUUUGUUUUAGAACGCACUUCUGACUCCAUUGUUUAAAAAUCAUAUGCCAUUUAUUUCGUGGAAAAUUAUAAACAAAAAUCAGCCAAAUAACUUCUUAAAACUUAAAAUUAAACGAAAGUUAACUUAAUUUGCUUUAACAACUUCAAAAGUGGUCAAAAAAUCAUUUUCUAACCCUCCCGUCCUCCCAUCUGACAUUUGGCAAACAAAAAACAAAAAAACAUUUACCACACCCCUCCAGGGUGCUCUUAAUCCCCUGAUUAAUGGGAGGGUCCAUAAGCUAAUAAACCAAUCACUUUCCAAAAAAAACUUUCUCCAAGAAAAUUGAUUACAAAUCGAUUACAAAUUUACAUAACAAAACUAGGUCAGUAUAUUCCAACAACUGCAAAGAAAAAACAAAAAUGAAUACAAAUUGCAUUUUAUAAACGUUCAACAUAAAUGGCCACAACACUUGGUAAGAAGUCAUU
Oreochromis niloticus (Nile tilapia) is the source of this 2062-nucleotide messenger RNA. RefSeq lists its product as uncharacterized. The record is from RefSeq and is a predicted model, not a curated record. NCBI's taxonomy places the organism in Eukaryota, Metazoa, Chordata, Actinopteri, Cichliformes, Cichlidae.